Messenger RNA from Daphnia magna, 3822 nucleotides. Its product is annotated as chloride channel protein 2. Gene Ontology annotation, cellular component: membrane. Gene Ontology annotation, biological process: transmembrane transport; chloride transport. Gene Ontology annotation, molecular function: voltage-gated chloride channel activity. The transcript is spliced from 21 exons. The record is from RefSeq and is a predicted model, not a curated record. The coding region runs from base 190 to 3264 and encodes 1024 amino acids. NCBI's taxonomy places the organism in Eukaryota, Metazoa, Arthropoda, Branchiopoda, Diplostraca, Daphniidae.
CCCCCCCUCUCCAUGGCACUUGAACUCGCCCAGACAAAUUCUUUUAAAAAGAAAAGAGGGUAGUAGACUAGUAGUGUAUAGUGGCUAAGCAACAGUCUCUAACCCUCAGUCUCGCUUUGGAUACAGCUGUGGGGAAAAGCCUGUUAACGAAAAGAAAAACAAUUAAUCAAGGACAUUGGUUUUCAAAACAUGGCGACCGACGACAAACCACAAACAUGUGAACUCGAAAUGGGAUACCAAACAACUGUGAUGUAUGGUCGAUACACUAGGAGUUUGGGUGAAUACGCCCGCGAACAAGCUGCAGAAUUGCGCCAAAUGCAAAAGAAUCACAAAAGGGAGGAAAAGAUAAGAAAUAAGGAGCUACGUUCUUAUCAAGGCAAAUGGACUUCGCGAUUCUUCCGUUUAAUAUCCUUUUUAUGGCGACACACGUUCGCCAAAAUCGGCGAAGAUUGGGUCUUUUUGGCGCUCCUCGGUAGCAUCAUGGCUUUGCUGAGCUACAUCAUGGAUUACGGAGUCAGUCUAUGCAACACGGCGCGCAUGUGGAUGUAUUUUGAACUGGCUACGCAUCCAACCGAACGCUAUCUAGCUUGGAUUUGUUUGCCCGUCUUCCUCGUCCUCUUUUCCGCUGGAUUUGUCUACUUGGUAGCUCCACAAGCUAUAGGUUCCGGAAUUCCAGAGAUGAAAACUAUUCUGCGAGGUGUCGUUCUCAAAGAAUAUUUGACAUUCCGCACUGGAGUGGCGAAAAUUGUAGCUUUAACGGCCGCGCUAGGUAGUGGCAUGCCAUUAGGCAAAGAGGGCCCGCUAGUACAUAUUGCCAGUAUCGUGGCUACACUCAUGUCAAAACUUGUGACGUCUUUCAAGGGAAUCUACGAAAACGAGUCGAGAAACAGCGAAAUGUUGGCGGCUGCAUGCGCUGUAGGUGUGUCCUGUAAUUUUGCUGCACCAAUUGGAGGGGUACUGUUUAGUAUUGAAGUCACGUCCGUUUAUUUCGCCAUUCGUAAUUAUUGGCGCGGCUUCUUUUCCGCAGUGUUUGGCGCUCUCAUGUUUCGGCUCUUGGCUUACUGGUUUGAGACAGAAGAAACCUUGACGGCAAUGUUUCGGACUGACUUUCGAGUUGAUUUUCCUUAUGAUCCCCACGAGCUUUUUAUCUAUGCAUUGAUUGGGGCUUUUGGUGGCUUAUCGGGAGCCCUUUUUGUGUUAUGUCACAGGAAGUACGUCCUAUUCAUGCGGAAAAAUAAAAGGAUCAGUGCGUUUCUUCAAAAGAAUCGUUUUAUCUAUCCGGCUGUGGUUUCGCUUUUCAUCGCAACCUUGUACUUUCCGCCGGGCUUGGGACAGUUCUUGGUAUCAACCUUGACGACGAGACAACAGAUUAUGAGCUUGUUCUCCAACUUCACCUGGAUGGGCGAUGAUUUGACGGCAGAGCAAUCUGAAAUUGUUUCUCACUGGACAAAUGAGUACAGCAAUCUUUUUGUUACGCUUGGGAUCUACAUGGCCACAACGUUUUUUCUGACAGUUUUAGCUUCUACCCUUCCAGUCCCAUCCGGCAGUCUCAUCCCAAUUUUUAAGAUAGGAGCAGCUUUCGGGCGUAUCAUUGGCGAGGCUAUGCAUCUCUGGUUUCCCGAAGGUAUCCGUAUAGGAUCCAUCAUAUCACCUGUCCUCCCAGGAGGAUACGCUAUUGUAGGAGCUGCUGCAUUUUCGGCUGGCGUGACCCAUUCCAUCUCGAUUUGCGUUGUUGUCUCCGAAAUGACUGGCCAGAUCCAACACAUCAUCCCUGUCCUAGUGGCUGUCUUGGUUUCUAAUGCCAUUUCUACUCUGUUACAACCAUCUCUUUACGAUUCAAUUAUCAUGAUCAAGAAACUGCCCUACUUGCCGGGCAUCAUAUCCUCCAGCAGUGCUGCUUACGAGAUUUUCGUCGAAGAUUUUAUGAAUCGUAACAUCAAGUACAUUUGGAAUGGCAUGACUUUCGCAGAGCUGAAAGCCGUUAUAAGGGAAAGACAGAAAAUCCGCUCUUUUCCGCUUGUGGACAACCCAAGAAACAUGGUUCUCCUUGGAUCAAUUCAACGCGGUGAGCUGAUCGAGCUUGUAAAGCGUCACGUUGGGCAUGAACGCCGCAUGAAAGUGGCCGCGCAACGACAAAUUGAAAUUCAGGCGAGGAGCUGCGGUCAUGUUAUCCCGAUAAACCUUGAUCCCCCACCAUGUCGUCUGGAUAAAAAGAAAGAAUCGCCAACGCAGGAUUGCACCAAGCAACAAACUUCUCGGUUCGAAGUUGUGAAAGCGACGGAUGAUUUGGGUAGUGGUUCAACCGAAAUUGCAAUUCAGCGUUCAUCGCACCAACUUCAGCAACUCCAGCUGAUCACGUUAUUGCCGUUACCCGAGCCGCAAACUCCCGUUUCCAUUCAGUCCACUGAAACAGAUGAAGAAACGCAACCGAGGAAAUCAAUUCUGAAAAAAAUUAAUCGGUUCGGUUCCGGUCGGCCAACAUUGUCUCAACAAGCGAUCCAUACAACUCCUACUUCAACGAUAACCGAGGCCGAAGGAAGCAAAUUCCGACAAGCCAUAGGCGCUUUCAUCCGCAAAUCGACUGCAAAUGGAGGCAUAUUUAAUUUUUCUAUUGCUGCCACAUCCGCACCAAAUAGUCCAAAUUUGUUCAAAAACGCUGGUGCAACGAAUAAAUCGAUUGACAUGACACCCGAAGAGAAGAAAGAAUGGGAAGAAAGCGAAAUGCUCAAACCAGUAGACUUCCACAUGUGCCACGUCGACCCUGCUCCCUUCCAACUAGUUGAACGAACCUCACUGCUCAAAGUCCAUUCAAUGUUCUCAUUAUUGGGCGUCAACCGCGCUUAUGUUACGACGAUUGGCCGGCUCAUUGGCAUAGUAUCCUUAUCAGAAUUACGUAAAGCUAUAGAAGACGUGAAUUCAGGUGUGUCUCUAGCAUUUCACCGCUAUAGUUUUAGUAGCCAAGGGGACAACAGCGAAUUCGAUCUUCAAGGUGUCUCCCCGGGCGCUCCGAAAGAUCUUGAAACAGGUCCCGAUUUGCCCGGAGUAUCGGAUUCUGAUUCCGAGACGGACCAAGACGAAUCACCUUCAUCUGCCUUUGUGAUUCCGGUGCAAUUUGAUGUUCAUCAACUGCCAGCUGUGUCGGUCAACGUAGAGAACACUGCAUCAACGAUCCUGCCGCAGGACAACAGCAUCAAAUUGAUUGUGCCCAGUGGAUUUGCAUGCCCCAGUAGGACUGGAGAAUUUUCUAACACUAAUAGUAAUUAAACCAGUUGUAAAAUGAAACCAAACUUUCAUAUUUUUGAUUGCAAUGAAGAUUGCAACAGGACUAAAAAGGCGUGGAUCAGUAUUAACAUGUGUUAUGGACUGUGUUCUUAAUGGACCAUCUGAAGCUAAUUGCAUUUAAUUUCGCCUUUUUCUAAAACGUAAAUACCAUUGUGUGUUCCCUUUUUGCUCAAAGUGUAGAUUGCUUUAGAGUCCUCUUUCAAUGAAUACCUCAUUUUCCCCCUUCUAAACGUUUGUUGAUUGAAAUCUCAACAGCCGCCAUUUCGUAAUGCAAAGAGUUCAGUUAUUCUACCAGAACUCGUCAUAGUAGAAUUUAAAAAUGACCAACACGCUUUCAUUCCGUUUUUGAUUUUUGUCAUUUUCAAUUUCUUUUGUUCCCUGACCUGAAAGCUAAACCACUUGUUUACUACCAAGAGUUGACCUCUCGUUUCACGAGCAAGCUGUUUUGGUAUGUCAAGUUCGUACCAUUUAUAUUGUCUUUCAUGUCUCAUUCCUUGUUUUAUUUGUAUUCACGAAACGAAUAGAUUUUUCUUUUAUGUU